AUGGUGAUGGUGUGUGCCUCCUUGUGGACAACAAGGAAUGAUUUGGUAUGGCGUAAGAAGCAAACAUCGAUUGAAGAAAUUAUUGUGUCUUCUAAUCUCUCCCUUUAUCAUUGGUUACGUGCUCAAAAUAAUCCUCUCAUUCCAUGGUUGAAUUUUCUUAUUCUUGAAGACGGUACUGAGCACUGGACUAAACCUAUUAAUGAUUUGAUUAAGGUAAAUGUGGACGCAACUAUUUUUGAUAAUUGUGAUUGUCAUAGCUUUGCUUGUGUGGCUAGAAAUAAUACUUCUCUUCUUUUAAGUGCUAUCUCUAGUUGUCGGCUUGGUGUUUUUCAACUGGGUCUUGCUGAAGCAAUAGGCGUGAAUGAAGCUUUAAGUUGGAUCAAGAGGAACAAUUGGGAAAAGAUAGUAGUAGAAAUGGAUUGUUUUGUGUUGGUUCAAGCUAUUCAUAACCCUCAUCCUUUGAAUUCUUAUUUCGAUGCGAUUGUCGAAGAUUGUCAAAGGCAGAUUGAAACCCUUAGGAAGCGGAACCUCAUCUAUGUGCUUGGUGCACAACUCCGCUUCCUCUUAUUCAGAGUUAGAGUCUCCUUCGCACUAUCUCUUGGCCAUUAUGGCUAG
Cannabis sativa is the source of this 615-nucleotide messenger RNA. RefSeq lists its product as uncharacterized. Gene Ontology annotation, molecular function: RNA-DNA hybrid ribonuclease activity; nucleic acid binding. The transcript has 2 exons. Bases 1 to 615 code for a protein of 204 amino acids. Lineage: Eukaryota; Viridiplantae; Streptophyta; Magnoliopsida; Rosales; Cannabaceae. The record is from RefSeq and is a predicted model, not a curated record.